Messenger RNA from Lachancea fermentati, 1666 nucleotides. The record is from the annotation of a GenBank genome assembly. NCBI's taxonomy places the organism in Eukaryota, Fungi, Ascomycota, Saccharomycetes, Saccharomycetales, Saccharomycetaceae.
AUGGACGAUAUCAGUACUUACAUUUCGGUCGACGGAUAUAUACUUGAGCGAAGGGAGAAUGAAACAUACCGAAUUGCAUUCUGGGAAGUGGCCAGGCGACGUAUGUCCAAGGUACAACAAAGCAGAUUUCAGAACUACGAUUUCAUCGAGAUAGACAAGUACAAAGAUCACGAAACUGAUCUUUUUCCCUGUACCUCGGGAACCCUGUUUGAACUGGUGGAAAACGAGGUUCAGUUCUUUUACAAAGAUCCUGAUACUAAAGUCAUGAAAGUAGUAAACAAGAGAACAAGAUCACAGCUCUCUCGUACCGCAGAAUCUAAGAAUGUCAUACCUGUGGUCUUCAGAGGCAACAAAAAGAAGUAUCUUUACUUGGAAUACGACGAAACUGAAGUUAGUCGUCAACUCGGCGAAGACAGGUGGUUUCUGGACUUUGAGGAGGUAAAUGAAGAGCUCAUGCUUGCGACAGAGCGGUGUAACAAUACAGUCUACAAGCAGUUGGGUGCAGACCUUCUCGUGUUUUCUGAGAGAGAUCUACAGUCAUUAAGACGAUUUCAUGCAUUUCGUGGAGAGUACAACGCCAAAUCCAAGCGUGUGUGCCAAGCUAUAUACAAGAGGUCAAGGGAGAGAAAUAUGCUUCGUUACAGAGCAACACGAACAUUCAGAAGACCCCAAGUAGGCGAGUCCCUCCUCAAGACCUUACAUGAAAGAAGCAUCAACGAAUAUGCUCUGAAUUUUUCACCUUUUCUCUACAUGCUUCUGAACAUUCGGGAGUUUCCCCUGUUGAUGGAAUGUUUUGGUGAAGAAGACGAUGUUUAUGAUGAGGUUGAAUUGCAAGAUGACCUUUCUGAUGAAAUAACAGUAGACGGAAUCUCUCGUAUAUUCAUCAGGAUGCUACAGGAUGAGGAUGAACUGGGAACUAUUUUGGAAAUCAUGGUUCGGCUGACUGCUUUUGACCUUCGAGCGGAGCGCGGUACAAGUGAAGAUGCGGAUGACAAUGAAGAAGACGAGCUAUCGGAAGAGGCCCAUGCCGUGGAGAGUCGUGAUAGUACCCACUCUCACCCUGUGUUGCAAGUUGCGGGGAGAGUCGGGAGAAUAUAUUCUUAAACUAUGAUAUAAGAGCUCGAGGCCCAGACGGGGUGUUUGUAUCCGGUAAGCCCUUUAAUAAAAUACCUUGAAGACUUCAGAGCCAGGCGACAUCUUUUACAUGCCAAGUCCCCAAAAUGUGGGAGCUAUGAUCCUAGACGACCGUACCAUCAACUUAGCCGAGACAAAAAUAAAGAAUAGCCGGUCUCUGUUGAACUUGGUACCAGAAUAUGCCAAAAGAAAACUACUUCCAUUGAAACGCCCAACCUGCAUUCUUUCUGCGGAAGCUAUCAAGGGAAAGGUGAUCAACACCAUCGACAAAAUGACCGAACUGCUAAUGUGGAUGGUUUACUUUUCAAGUGGGUACUCGUACCGGUUUCCCGAACUGCAGUUACUUUCAUAUGCAGGACCAACGCGUAACUUGUUUGUGGAUGAGAAGACGAGAUGUAUUGAGAUAUUUACGACGUAUAACAAGUCGGGAGCACUGAUAGAAGUACGUCACAGUAUCUGUUUUCUUUUUGACAAGGUAGGACUGGGGCUGAUAAUGGUACAACAGUACGGGAAGUAUGGUACUUGGCGUUGA